Molecule: messenger RNA, 1254 nt
Organism: Arachis ipaensis
Lineage: Eukaryota; Viridiplantae; Streptophyta; Magnoliopsida; Fabales; Fabaceae
Source: RefSeq, a predicted model, not a curated record
UUUUUGUGACAGGUAUGGUUUCAAGGGCCGCAAUACUGUUACUGAUGGGACUUCUGGGAAUGGUUUAUCAGGCCACACAGCUUCCGCCGCCAAACCGCAACAGCAACGAUUCAAACUCGAUUACAGAAGACGAGGCUUCACCAACACCAAGGAUCAGGCUCAGUGAUGGAAGGUACUUAGCCUACAGAGAAAAGGGUGUCCCCAGGGACAAAGCACAACAUAAGAUUAUCAUUGUUCACGGCUUUGGAAGCUCCAAAGAGAUGAACUUUCUCGCACCCCAGGAACUAAUAGAUGAAUUGGGUAUAUAUUUUGUGCAAUAUGAUAGAGCUGGAUAUGGAGAAAGUGAUCCGAACCCCAAACGCUCAUUGAAAAGUGAAACACUUGACAUUGAAGAACUUGCCGAUCAGUUACAGAUAGGACACAAAUUUUAUGUCAUUGGAGUCUCAAUGGGAUCGCAUGCUACCUGGAGUUGUCUCCACUACAUCCCCCACAGGUUAGCAGGUGUGGCUAUGAUAGCACCAGUGAUCAAUUACAAUUGGGCUUCACUGCCUGAGAGUGUGGUGAGACAGGACUACAGGAAGAGACUGAUCCAAUGGGCACUUUGGCUUGCAAAAUAUUCUCCGAGACUAUUGCACUGGUUGGUCACUCAAAAGUGGCUCCCUUCAAAUUCUGUCAUUGAGAAAAACCCGGCUUUCUUCAACACUAGAGACAUUGACAUCUUGAAGAUUAUUCCCGGCUUCCCUAUGCUUACCAAGGAAAAGUUAAGGGAACAGGUUGUUUUUGACACACUCCGGGGUGAUUGGAUGGUGGCAUUUGGCAACUGGGAGUUUGAUCCAUUGAAGCUGAGCAAUCCAUUCUCUCACAACACAAGUAAAGUUCACAUUUGGCAAGGAUACGAAGACAAGGUUGUGCCCUCUCAAAUCCAGAGAUUUGUUUCAAGGAAUAUGCCAUGGAUAAAUUACCAUGAAGUUUCAGAUGGUGGACAUUUGAUUAUCCAUUAUAGUGGUUUGUGUGAGGCCGUUUUGAGGGCACUUUUACUUGGUGAAGAAAAUGUUUCAUAUAGGCCUAGACCAGAUAGAGACAUACUUGUAUCUUAAUUUAUUCUCGUGUUUUAUUCUGUUUUACAUUCUGAGCGAAUGUCAUAGAUCAUAUGUAAAUUACAUUAUUUUUCAGUUUGCUGAAAGCUUGAAGGGAUCACAUUCAUAAGUUCAAGGCAUCAUACAUCACAUUUUUCAGUUGUACCAUUGAUCCCAA